Messenger RNA from Uloborus diversus, 8508 nucleotides. Its product is annotated as small subunit processome component 20 homolog. Gene Ontology annotation, cellular component: nucleolus; small-subunit processome; 90S preribosome. The transcript is spliced from 62 exons. The coding region runs from base 90 to 8447 and encodes 2785 amino acids. NCBI's taxonomy places the organism in Eukaryota, Metazoa, Arthropoda, Arachnida, Araneae, Uloboridae. The record is from RefSeq and is a predicted model, not a curated record.
AACUACACGUGCGCGAAAGCAAAAAAUGUAUUAAAAUACUAUCUUUAAAUUUGAAACGUGCACAUUUGUUUUAAAGAACGAUCAAAAAAAUGAAAGAUAAACCAGUUUCACACAAACACCAGAACACAUUUCAUUUUUUGACCUUUGCUGAGCGAAUCAGCAAAAUUAACAUAGAUGUUAUUCACCAAAUACGGAAAACUUCAUCCUGCCCUGAAGAGCAAAAUACAUUUUUCCUAGAAGCAAUUGAGAAAUGGGUUGAUCUCAAUUACUCUCAAGAUUACACUGAGCUUCAAAAAGAAAUUGGAUCUGAGAUUAGAAACUUGUCACAAAUUGUUUUUAGACAGAAUGAACUCAUUGAAAUACUCUUGAAAUAUUUGCGAAAAGAAGAAAGUUUAGCUCUAGAUGCUAUUUUAGAAUUGGUAGUUGCUUUGGCAAGGGAUCUACAGUAUGAAUUUUAUCCACAUUUUCCCAAGUUUUUCUCUGCAAUAACUCUACAUUUCUCAUCAAAAGACACUGAUUUGUUAGAAAAGCUGUUUACAUGUUUAUCCUAUUUAUUUAAAUUUUUAUGGCGGUAUAUGGUGAAAGAUAUUGAAAAUGUGUACAGAUUAUUUUCUUCUUUAUUAAGUGAUACUCAUCGAGAACAUAUUAGAGUGUUUUCUGUAGAAAGUUUUGCCUUUCUGAUUAGAAAAGUUCCAGAUAAAGAAAAGUUAUUUAGUUUUAUUUUUCAAGAUUUAGAGGAAAAUCCAAAGCAAGCUUUAGGCGUUGGACAGUUGAUGUUUGAAGUGGUGAAAGGUGUUAAGGAACAGUUUCAUAGUUGUACUGAAUCAGUAUUAAAACUUCUGUUUCAAUUCCUGGGAAACGAAAAGUAUUCUCUUGAGUUGAUUAAACAAGUUCUUGUUCAGAUGGUCAAUUUAAUGGCUAGACAUACAUCUCCUAAGUAUUGCUCAAUCAUUCAAAAAGUCUUUUGUGAAGUAAUUCAAAACCUAUUGCUGAGUUUGUCUGAAAACGAAUCAAAACCACAUGUGGAAAACCAUUUAACAAAUUUAUUGCAUUUGUUUCAUGUUUGGAUUACUUUCAAAAACGGAAAACUAAUUUCUUCCAAUAAAGUGAUUGUGCAGGUUUUAUUGGAUUUAAGUAAACUGAUAUACUUACCUGAGCAUUGUUUGGAAUCGAUUGUGGAUAUUCUAUCGUCUGUAAUGUUAUCUGACUGUGCAAAGUUAUCCGUUGAGCAUUUAAAAAAUUUGAUCAGUCAGAUAUAUACUUUUCCUGUGAAAAUGUACUUCCACUUCACCAGGAGCAUGUACAUGUAUGGAAUGUUUGAAAAGGAUGUUCUUCCAUGUGUCUUAACUUCUUGUUUGGAACUAAUCAAGUCUGGAGAUCUUGAAAAGAAACAUUCAGCUUUGGAAAUACUGUCAGAGAGCAUUUUAGCUAUCAGUCCUAUUUCAACUUCUAAACAUGAUGUGAAAUCUUUUAAAAAACUGUUGCCUUCAUGCAAUUUUAGUUCAAAAAGUGCUGGAAACGAUAUGAAUGUUAAUGUUUUGGAAAACGCUUUAUUUGAAAUUUUGAAAGUGACUGAAGACAAUGAAAUACAAAAUGCCAAUCUGAGAAAUUUAUGGUCCGCCCUUGUUUGUCUACCACAUGUGAGGCAUUUAAAUAUUGAGCAAGCUUCAAUCAUUUUACAAGAGCUUGCUGUAAAAGUCCAAACACAGUUAAUGGGAUUGCAAAAGGAUAAUUUGGAUUGUCUUGAAGAAUUUGGUUUUGUGCUUUGGCAGUCUUACUUUGUGUUCCUCGUUCUUGCAUGUGACAGUGAUAAAAGUUGUUUUACUACAAAUUUCUUUCUUGAUUUAUUAAGGAUGCACCCAACAUCUGUUGCCAUCCUUAGAAUUGCUGAUUUGCAUUUUAACCAGUUGAAAAUGCCCUUAUGUGAUAAGGACUUUCUGUGUGGACUUACGCAUAAUCUCUCCUCACCAUAUCAUUUGGUGAGACUCUUAUCUUUAAGAAUACUCUGUAGUUUUAAUAAUCGUACUCAAAGUUCUAAUAAAGAGGUUCUAUCCAUAUUUGAAAUCUGUCUUGAAGCUGAGAAACUCUCAUUUGAUGUGCAAAUUUAUCGGGAAAAGUUGAAGUGGCUUAGGAAGUUAGAUUAUCCAUAUGUUGAAAAGAGUAUACCUGAUGACUGUGAUGAGAAUCUCAAGAAAGAAUAUCUUAAGGCAGCUAUUCAGUACUUACUUGGCAUGCUUCUUGUCAACUUCCGUUUAUUAUGGGAUCCAACCUUGUCUGUAUUAGAAUCAUAUGCUCAUGGAACAACAGAAUUGUUUUGGGAAGUCUUUGGUGAACAUUUGGAUAAAGUAGUUAAUAUUUGUGAAAAUAGAUGCAGUGACACCUGCAAUGUAAUAGUCCAUGAAAACGAAGAUGGUGCAGAAUUUAAUAGAAACGUAGUUCAGUUCUGCAAGUGUGAAGAAAGCCCUGAUUAUAUGAAUCACCGAUUGCUGCUGUGGAAAGCUAUGGAGCAGUUCCCUGAUGUAGCCGAGAGGAAGAAUAAAGCAAUUGUUCCAUAUUUAUUUCGACUGAUUGGAAGUGAAAUUGUUAAAGUUGACACAUCAAUGGCUGCUACGGAAUCUGUAAACAAAAAGGAACUUUCUGCCUGUGAUAUUAGUACUUUGGAGGAAAAUUCUGGAAAUGCAAGCAAAAAAUUCAAUCUACCUCUGAAAAGGAAAUCAAAUUGUAAAGAAUCAUCUAAGAAAUCACGAAAAAAGCAUAAACAGGAUGAAGAAACAUAUUCUGAAGAAAAGUUAGACUCUGAGGAGUGCUCUGAAGUUAAUGACUCACAGUUGAACGAUUCAGUAGAUCAAAGAUCAAAUUUGAACAUUGGGGAAAGCUCUGAAGUUGAUGAAUCUCUGUUGAAUGAAUCGGUUGAUCAACAAUCAGAAAUGGUGCAGGAAAGCGAAGAGCAGAAUCCUCGAGAAACCAAAGGAGUUUCCGAUGAUAGUGAUGUUGAAAAUGAAAAUAGUGAUGAAGAUGAGGAGUAUGGAGAAGUUUUUUCAGAAUAUGUUGUUCAAAAGUCUUCGAAACAGAAAAGAUUUGCUGGGAAACACUAUGCGUCAAAAACUCUUGCUGCAUAUUUAUCUGUGUUUACAAAAUUCAGGAAUCCUAAAGCAAUUUACAAAACUGAGGAACUUCAAAAACUUUACAAAGAAUUAUUAAGUUAUCCUGAUCCAGUUAUUCAAAAACUUUCUUUUGACUGCCUCAUGACUUACAACUACAAGUAUUUGACUCCCUACAAAGAAAAUUUCUACCGAAUAUUAGACAACAAAACUUUCAAGACAGAGGUUGUACUGUUCAGUUUAGAUACUGAGAAUAAUAUUAUCCUAGAGGAGCACAGAAUAGAUGUACUUGCCGUUUUAAUGAGAAUACUUUAUGGGAAAAUGCUUCAUAAAACAGGCAACAAUACUACUGGGAAAUCACAAGCUAAUACUAGGAGGUCUUUAGUUCUUCGAUUUUUAGCUGGUUGCAAGGCAGAAGAAUUGAUUAUGUUUUUUGAUCUGGUAUUUUUGCCUUUCAAAGAACUCUUAAAAGAAUCAACGCUUGUGUCUGUGAAAAAUAUUCGACAAAGCUGUGAUUUGUCCUUUGUUGUGCCUCUACGUAGACAACAUAGUGUACUGAAUUCCUUAGGUUUGAUAUUGAAACAUCUGGGAAAUCUUGUACCUGAACUGCUCCCAUAUCUUCUUAAAGUACUCUUAGUCAUCACAGCUACCAGUACUGCACUCCUAGAGCGAAGAGAAGAAGUAUUGCCGCAUUGCAUAAAUAUUUUGAAAGCUGUUCGUACUUUAGCAGUUAUAAAACUCAUACAAUUUUUCAAGUCUUUUCCAAAGUAUGAUUUUCUGCCUGAAGAAAUUGAUGCAGUGUUUGAAAGUUUAGUUUGGCCUAUGGCUAAAAGACUAGAAUUUGAUUCUGUAAACCAACCCUCUCCCUUGUUGCGUUUGUUUGCUGCUUGGAGUGAAAAUCCAAGAUACUUUUGUUUGUUUGGGAAACAUCAUGAAUCAUCAAAAUUGUUUUCCCCUUUGCCUCAUAUGAUAGACCUGUAUGCAUCGGCAAAGACAAAGCCCAAGGUUAUUGGUGUCAUUUCUAAAAUUAUUUUCGAAAUGUUGCAUGAAGAACGCAACGUGCCAGAGGAUGCCUGUGAAAAUCUACCAACACUGCAUGUAAAUAAUGUGGAUAUACCUGCUUCUGCUUCGGAAGGAGAUGAAAAUCUGGGGACCAAGUUGUUGUUGCCUUUCAUUGACAAAAUUUUACUUAGACUUGAGUUAACAAUUACAAAUGCUGUCAGAAGAAAAUCAAAGAAAUCACUUUCCUCUAGAAAUCUAAAAAUUUUAUUAAAAUUGAGUUAUUAUGUGAAAGAUGGCCAACAGAGCUCAAAAUUAAUCAAUCUGCUUUUGCCUUUUCUGUUUAAAACAAAAAUGGAACCUGAAUCUGAAGUCUUGAUUUUAACAACUAUAUCUAAUUUGAUAAGAAAAGUUGAAAACCACUACUACUUUAUAAAAUUGUUCGCUCCCUUAUUUGGAAAAUUAUCCAAUCAAAACUCCCGAAUGUGUUUAGUUGAAAUAUUUUCAACUGUUGCAGAAUACCAUGAAGAGAUUAAACACAUUUGUACAAUUAUUUCUAUGAUAAAUGCAUUUGACUUAAGUCAAAUUGGUGAACCUGACUACCAAAAAAGGCUGGAUGGACACAAGGAAGCUCUGCGAAUUGUCCAGACUUGUAAAGAAGCUCCAGUGAAUGAAGAUUUCCUCAGGAUAAUUGUUUUAAAUUCUUCUUUCAUGAUUCGAAGUUGUAACGAUCUUGGUUUACGCAGUAGCUGUUCACAUUUAAUUCAAGAAUGUAUAAAAGUAUUUGUGGACUUGAGAGAGCAGUCUGAUGACCUCUUCCGGCUACUAAUCUUUGAUACAGUAUUAAAUGAAGUACAAAAAGGAUUAAAAAACUCUAGUGAAGCUGUUCAGCAUGAAUUCAUAGGAAUUCUCUCAACUCUUUUACAUAAUUGUAAAAAUCAUCCUCGACUAAAAGAAUUGGAGCUUCUUUGCCAUGAAAAUCAAGAUCUUGAUUUUUGGGAAAACAUUAAGCAUACACAGGUGCACCGUCGAGCCAGAGCUCUCCUUCAAUUUUCCAACAGUUUGAAGGAAACUAAAGAAGGCGAAAAAGUCAACUGUCAUUAUAUUCUGUCAUACAUGCUGCCUAUUGUCUCAUCGUUUCUGUUUAAUGAAGCAUAUAAUAGAAUUGUCCAUGUUAUAGAUGCUGCUAUUGAGACUCUGGGCAGUAUAGCUCAUGUUUUGCCAUGGCAGCACUAUGAACUGUUAUUAAAACAAUAUUUGGAUCUGCUAUUCAAAGAUUCUCAGCAUCACAAAACCAUUAUAAAGAUUGUAGUAGCACUUUUAGAUGCAUUCCAUUUCAAUUUAGAAAUCACAGAGAAUAACAUUGAUAACAUAAACGAAAGUUGUUCCAUUGAUCUCAAAGAAACUGAUCCUGUUCAGAAAGAAAAUACAGCUGAUUCUCAGGAAUUGUCUCCAGCAGCUGUGAAGAAAAUCACAAUUACAAUUAAGAAAAGCAUUCUACCAUUAUUGCAUCGAUCAUUAAUGAGAAAGACAAAACAAGACGAUGAGCACAAGUUGGCUGGUCAUUACUAUCCAGAAGAUGAAGAAAUAUUGCGUGUUCCAAUUGCAUUAGCAAUGGUUAAAUUAUUGCAGAAACUUCCUGAAAAUAGUUUGGAAAAAAAUCUUCCUGGAUUGCUGUUAAAAAUGUGUGGAUUACUGAAAUCUAGAACCGAAAGCAUUCGUGAAACAACCAGAGAAACCCUUGUUAAAAUGAUGCAGUCACUGGGCCCUAAGUAUUUUCAUUGCUUGUUAACUGAAAUGAAAGGUGUUAUGACAAAAGGAUAUCAGGUGCAUGUCAUGACUUUUACUGUCAAUGCAGUACUGCUUAGUAUUGAUGGACAGAUGAAAUCUGGAGACUUGGACAGUUGUGUUCAUGAUUUGACUCAGAUUUGCAAAACUGAAUUGUUUACUGAUAUGGCUGAAGAAAAAGAAGUGACUAAAAUUACUGGAAAAGUGAAAGAAGCUCGUAGCAUAAAAAGUUAUUCCAUACUUCAAAUACUUAGCAAAUAUGUGUCUGAAAAUCUUCUAUUAGAUCUUAUUAUGCCAUUAAAAGAGAUUUUGUUUCAAAAAAAUAGUCACAAAUCUUUGAAAAAAGUAUCUGAGUGCUUACGACAUAUUGCCGUGGGAUUGAGUGAAAACUCUGGUGUGUCUACUAAAGGAUACCUCAUUUUUACUUAUUCAAUUGCCAAUGAAAACAUUCCUGGACUUAAUCCGAAAAAGACAGUAACAAAAUCCGACAGUGCAAAAUUUCAACGUGAAGAUAUUUACUUAGUCCCUAAAGAACCAGGUAGAAGUGGACCGCCUUCGAAAAUAAACAAAAGAACUAAUGUGCAUAUUUUUGUUGAAUUUGGAUUGCAGCUUUUUAGUUAUUGCCUGAAGAAAGAUAAAUUUGAUAAAAACCAGCAAGAAAUAUUGGAAAUGUUAGACCCUUUUGUUCCUCUUCUAGCAGAAUGUCUUUCAUCAAACCAUGUGAAGAUUACAACUUCAUCAUUGCGUUGCCUUUUGCCUCUCUAUAAAUAUCCAUUGCCAUCUUUGAAAACCCUGACUAAAAAGAUUGUAAACUCAUUGUUUAUUCUUAUAAAUAAAUAUGCUGCUGUGGGGAUGGCCCAGGGGGACAAUUUUGAAAUGAUAGUGAUGUGCUUUAAAAUGCUUACAAUGCUGGUAAGAGAUACAAGUUAUCAUGAAUUAAGUGAAGAGCAGCUCCAAUCACUUCUUAGUUAUAUCGAACAGGACAUAUAUGACUACACUAGACAAGCAACAGCUUUUUCACUUUUGAAGGCAAUAUUGUCAAAAAAGUUAAAAGCACCAGAACUCCGAGGAAUCUUGAGUAAAGUUGCUGAAAUGGCCAUCACUGCAGAGCAGGAGUAUAUUAAAUCCCAGUGCAGACAAGUUUGUUUGCAGUACAUUCUGGAAUAUACUCAUAAAGAGACACAUCUUAUAAAGUCUAUUUCCUUCUUCAUAGCACAACUAGAGUAUACGCAUGAACCAGGUCGAAUUUCUGCAUUUGAGAUUGUAAAUUCGAUGUUAACUUCUUUCAAUGAUGAUGUUGUGAGAAAACAAGCUGCUCUUUUUCUUGUUCCUCUAGCAGCUAGAUUAGUCAAUGAUGAAUCUCCAAAAUGUAGAAAAAUGGCUGCCCAAUGUCUUAAGAAAUUGCUUGCGAAGGCUGGUCAUGAUGUAAGAAAUGCAUUGUUUUCAAUUCCUGCUGCAUGGUUACAAGCUAAAAAGAUGUCACAUAAACGUUUGGGCUUUCAAAUUUGUGGCCUCUUUGCUGAGGUUGAACAGCAAGAGUUUGAAACUCAUCUGUCUGAAAUACUGCCUGUUUAUAUUAGACUCAUAGAUAGUGAACAGGCUGAGGAGACAAAAAGUAGUACAGAUGAACGAUGUGCUGACCAUUUCUUGUACCACCAUUUAAAUUCAUUGACAAAAAUUUUGUCUCACUGCCAUGUGAUGAAGAACGUCGGAUUUCGAGUGCAGUUAACUAUUCUAUUUGAAAAAUUACAAGGACUUAUUUUGCACCCUCACAUGUGGGUUCGUUUAACAGUCAGUCAGCUAUUUGGAUUGCUCUUUUCGUGUUAUGAAGUUGAAGAAAUUCAAAUUGCUAUAUGUAAACAAGAUAAAUCUGUGAUUUUCUUGAAUAAUAAGCAAAAGCUAAGAGACCUAUCUGCUGAUUUUUCAACACAGCUUCAGAGUCCAUACUUAAAUGAAACUCUUGGACAACAAGUUAUUCGAAACUUAGUCUAUUUAGCCAGAGUCAUAUCAACAUUGCCUGAAUCUACUUGUAAAAAUACCGACUCGAAUGAUGUUGAAGUCACAUUAGUUUGGAUGGUCCGCAAACUGUGCCGUGAAGCAAAAAAAGAAGUUGCUGAAACUCCAGUGAAUUCUGAAAAGAGGAAAUGCGUUUUCAUGUUCAUUGCUGCAAUCGCUCAAAAAUUAGGAAAAGAAAGAUUAAUGCCUGUGUUAAGCAUAGCUCUUCUCCCAUUGUGUAGAGAAAUUUCUGAUGCUUCAAAACAUGCUGAUGAGGAAUUAAAAAAGAACGUGAAGGAAGUUUUGGAUCUUAUUCAGUCUGUGGUAGGAGUAGAAGAUUUUACAAAUGCUUAUACUUCGGUGCAAUCGGCUUUAUUAAAGAAAAAAGUAAAACGAAAACAAGAUAAAGCUAAAGAGGCUGUUACAGAUCCUGCAAAAUUUGCUCAGAAAAAAAUUAAAAAGCAUCUUAGCAAAAGGGAAUCUAAAAAAAGAAAAAUUAUGCUGCAGAAAGGUAAAAAGAAAGUAAAGAAAGCAAAGUUUACGGAUUUUGUUAUAUCAGCAUAGUUUGUACAUAAAUUAUUCCUUUGUAUAUACUUGUAUAUAAUAAUUAAAUUGAUACUUUUCU